UUGUUGUUGUUAUUGUUUUAUUUUAAACACCAUCAUCAUCUGUCAUUGUGGUGGAAAAUUCUCUUACACGACGUAUUGAUGUUUGGCAACAAAAAUAGCCAAUAAAAAUGAUUAAUAUUAAAUCAAUUAUAAUAAUGAUAAUGAUACCGAUCCAGAACCAUUCUUUAUCAUAUUGUAUUGGACAAUAAUCAUUCAAUAUUUCCGUUGUUGAUGAUGAUGAUGAUUCUAUCUCAUUAUUGUUACAUUUUUUUUCUAUGCAAUCGUUUAUGAUUAUGAUGGUCGAAUCAAGUGAUAAAAUACAAUCAACAUCGAACAUCGAAAACAAUGACAACAAUACGAGCAUAUCGUUGUUAUCGACAACAAAAUCAAAUUAUAUGUCCAACAGAUAAUAGUCAACUAACGAAUGUAUAUAAAGCAUCGGAAUCAAAUUCCAGUAUUAAAUUGGGACCAAAUUUGUAUCAUAGACAAUUUACAAUAUCAUCUUUACCAGCAGUGGAUCAACAACAGCCAUCCAAAACAAAAUCUCGUACACAUGUGAUCUAUUAUACAAAGCAAUAUUCUGAUAAUAAUGGUGGCGGUGGUGGUGAGCAAAAUACAUUCGAUUUAAAUGAUGAAGAUGAACAUCAAUUUAUGCAUCAAACAAAUAUCGAUGAACAUAUUAUCGAUGAUGGUGGUGGCCAUCAACAACGUAAAUUAAAUAAAAUCAAAAUUAACACAUUCAUCGAUGAUAAUAAAGCAAUGAUUCGACGAAUGUUUGGCGAUUAUCAUCAUCAUUCUAAACAACAACAACAACAACAUGAUGGCCAUUUAACGCCAUUGUUACCUGAUGUUGGUGAUGAUGAUGUUGAUGGUGAAUUUCGUGAUCAUUUUUCAAGUUUUCAUGAUCACCAUUCAGGUCAUCAUCGUAGUCGGCGUUCGAUUAAACCAAAAUUAUUGUCUGGUAAUAAGGUCGAUUCAUGUGAAUCAACAGUGGAAAUUGUAACACCAUAUUGGGCAUCAAAUUCAGCAGGAAAAAUUCGUGCCAUUGUUAAUACACAACAUUUACAACAAGCAAUACAACAAGAAGUUUGCCAAGCUGUACAAACACGACGAUGUAAUAAAGAUUGCCGCUGUGAACAGAAAUAUAAAUGGCAUCGUUUAUUAGCCUAUGAUCCGGAUGAUGAUUGUAAAGGAAUAUUUAUGGAUUGGUUUCUAUUUCCAUCAUGUUGUGUUUGUCGUUGUGCCAAAUAUUGAUAUUGAUUGAUAUAUAUUGUAAUAUUGUUUUUUCCCACCCUCAUUCUCGGACACAAACGGAUUCCGGUUUCUGUGUGCGUGUGUGUUUGUGUUUGUAUUUAUGUUCGUUUGUAAUUUCAUCACAUAUCACAUCGUUAUCGUAAUCGUAAGCAUUCAAUCUGUAUUAUAAUUGCAAUUAUUAAAAGAGAUGGAUUUAAAAAAAA
Molecule: messenger RNA, 1436 nt
Organism: Dermatophagoides farinae (American house dust mite)
Lineage: Eukaryota; Metazoa; Arthropoda; Arachnida; Sarcoptiformes; Pyroglyphidae
Product: protein spaetzle 3
Biological process (GO): central nervous system formation; innate immune response
Cellular component (GO): extracellular region
Molecular function (GO): Toll binding; growth factor activity
Source: RefSeq, a predicted model, not a curated record